AUGGCUCAUGUAGUGUCUUCCUUGGACCAACCUUCAAAUUAUAAGGACUCUCAAACUCGCGUUGACCGCAUGAAGCAAAAUGAGAUGCUUUCAAAGUCAACAACUCUCUAUAUUGGUAACUUGAGUUUCUAUACCACAGAAGAGCAGAUAUAUGAGCUUUUUACAAAAUGUGCCAGUCCAGAGGACGGCGGAGGUAUCAAACGAAUCAUCAUGGGUUUGGACAGGAACACAAGAACGCCCUGUGGCUUUUGUUUUGUCGAAUACUACACUCACGCCGAAGCUUUAGCCAGUAUGAGAUACGUCAGUGGAACCAAACUGGACGAGCGGAUAAUUCGAUGCGACUUGGACUUGGGCUACAAGGAGGGCCGUCAGUUUGGCAGGGGAAAGAGUGGAGGACAGGUAAGAGAUGAGCACCGACAAGACUAUGACCCAGGUCGGGGCGGGUGGGGCGCGCAGGCGCAGAGGAUAGAGAUUGAGCGAAGGAGAGAAGUCGAGGAGAGGUACGCGGACGCUGUGGACGGACCUGGUGCAGUUGCGGGAGGCGGCGAGGACUGGAAGGAGGCGGAAAAUGCUGCACCUGAGAAAACACUCAAACGUGGACGGUCACCAGAUGAUGAGGGCAAUAAUAAUGGUAGACUGGGUCAACGAACACGAACAGAAGAAGACAUGGAGGCCGAGAGAAUGUAAUCCUACUCAUGUCCCUAUCCUUCUUGUUUCUUUCUGGGUAUCAACACUCUCAAUAUAAUAAAGCGGCCUUGAUGGGAUGUGUACCU
Molecule: messenger RNA, 773 nt
Organism: Laccaria bicolor S238N-H82
Lineage: Eukaryota; Fungi; Basidiomycota; Agaricomycetes; Agaricales; Hydnangiaceae
Exons: 4
Coding region: 1-687 (228 amino acids)
Biological process (GO): mRNA cis splicing, via spliceosome
Cellular component (GO): nuclear cap binding complex
Molecular function (GO): RNA cap binding
Source: RefSeq, a predicted model, not a curated record